AUGCCGGUCCUUCAUCGCUGGGAUGAGAACGAUGAUGUUGUCGUCAAGCGAUCUGUCUGGCGUCGCUAUGACGAAACUGAGAGUAGCAAUGGUUCGGAGGGUGACUCUUCUGAAGCUGAGUCAUCUUGCAGCCUCGAUGGUGAUGAUGAUGAUGAGUCUGACCCUUCAUUCGAGGAGGGUGGGAAUAAAGACAUGAGCUUCACUUUGCACCGACUGGAAUCCCUUCAUGGUUUGAAUGAUGAUGAUGAUGAUGAUGAUGAUGAUGAGAAAAAGUCUAGCUACACCAAGAAUGGUAUGAGCCGGAAGCGUAUCCGCCGUGUUAUCAACAACCCUGAAUGCCCCUGUGCCUGUAGUGUUCCAGUUGCGGUGCUAUACCGCAUCUGCUGCGCAUUCUGGUCAGUCAGCGAGACCUUGUGUGAAGCAAUCGAAUGCCAACGGGGCCCUGAGAAGUCCUACCUGGAGACAAGCGACAAGAGUCUUCGGGAUGAACUGCUUGAGAAACUUGUGGAACAAAAAUUGAUGGGACCAACCCGACAGAUUUGUGAGGGCAAUCCAGAUAAACUUCCGCCGAGAGAAUUGCCUCAUGGAAACCUUGCCAAUUUGUAUUUGAUGUUCGUUGCCUAUUGCAAAGUCAUGAAUGUGGAUGCUGCAUGCAAGUCAACGUUUUAUCAAGUCGGCAAAAAAUGGUUGUCAACCUGCCUGAAGUUCCACAAGAAGUCCGUUCAUGCUGUUUGCCAGACCUGCUCAAAGCUGAGGGAUUCCAUUAGGCAGGCGACUGACUUUGCAGAACAUGCCCGGCUUUGUGAUCUUCUUUUGGGUCACUAUACCCAACAAUGGAGGGAUCGGGAGGUUUACUGGUUGGCCAGGGAUCGAUCCCAGGCCCAAAAGGAUCUUCUAUGCAUCAUUGUCGAUUCCUACGACAAAGCAAAGGUAACACUUCCAAGGUACCCACCUGACUCUGACUUGCGUGAUCUGCCACGGAUUUGGCUGCUGGAUGUUCGCGACUGGGUUGGCAUGAUGCCGGGUGCAGUGGGUCUCAAAAAUGCUUACAGAGAUCGUGGAAAGAAAGCUGUUGAUGACAAAGUAGUACCCCACUCCUUCACCUUCAUGGCCCGGCAUUCCCUUCCACGCCAUGGUGCCGGUUUGCAGUUAAGCGAACGGGUGCCAUUGCGCCUGCAGCAGGAUGACAGGGACAACGACAUCUUUGCGCUUACCAAGGUGCACAUGAGUGAUGACAACUUGAGCCAGGACCCACUUAUGGUUCAUCCAGCAUCUUUGGUACAUGAAACUGAGCAUUACUGGAACAGAGUGAACUCUACGAGACUAAUUGCCCGGGCAGUUCUGGAAGAUGAGCGAGCCAAGGAAAUUGAGGAAUUGGCACGACAUAUUGAGAUGGAUUUUCCUUCCCUCCAUCGUUCUGUCGCUUUUUACAGAAAAAUGUUAAAUCCAGAUGGGUUGACUCCAUACCCAGAAAUCAAAUUUCUGAAGUGUCCCAGGGCAAACCAAAGGUGGUGCCAAGUGAAUCUUGGGGAACGCCCUCCGGCUCCAAAGGCCCACCAUUUGCAGGUGGUGUUUCGGAGGGGCUAG
This is a messenger RNA of Cladocopium goreaui, 1587 nucleotides long. The record is from the annotation of a GenBank genome assembly. NCBI's taxonomy places the organism in Eukaryota, Dinophyceae, Suessiales, Symbiodiniaceae.